GUAUUUCCAAUGGACUUAUUUUUAUAAUUCGUACGGUUAUAUUAUAAAAUCGUUUGAACUUCUCACUAUACAAUUAAUAUAUGUUUCACUAAACUACUACUUACGAAAUGGUUGAUGUACAAAUUGGGCGAAGAAAUGCCUGCAUUGUUGUACUUGGCGACAUCGGACGCAGUCCACGCAUGCAAUACCACGCAGUUAGUUUGAUCGAAGAAAAUUAUAACGUUGACUUUAUUGGCUAUGUUGAAACAAAACCGCUGGACGCCCUAACUAACGCACACCACAAAUGCAAAAUACAUGAAUUAUCACCAGUGCCUGUUACAAACCUCACACCUAAACUGAAGUUAAUUUUCAAAACAUUCUGGCAGACUUUAAGUUUGCUCAUGGCGCUAGUUUCUAUUCGUCGUUCAAACUUUUUACUUGUGCAAAAUCCACCAGGUGUUCCAACCUUAAUAGUUUGCUACCUUUAUUGUGCAUUUACUAGAACAAAAUUUAUCAUUGACUGGCAUAAUUACACGUACACUAUUUUAGCUUUGGGCACCGCCAGCGGUGAAAAGAGUUAUUUUUGCCGUUUAGCUAAAUGGAUAGAGCGAUCAUUCGGGGGCAAAGCAAAUGCACAUUUUUGUGUUACCAAAGCUAUGCAAGAGGAUCUGUUGCUAAAUUGGAAUAUUGGUCCAGCAGUUGUUCUAUAUGAUAGACCGCCAACACAAUUUCAUCCAAUUGAAUUGGCCCAAAAGCACGAACUCUUUAUGAAAUUGUCCAAAGAAUAUCCACAAUUUCUACCAAAAUGUUACGCAGAUCUAAAAGAAUCGGGAGUUAUUGAGACAACAGCUUUAACACAAAAACUAAUUAAUGGGAAUGUUUCUUAUAAACCACAACGAAUAGCUAUUGUUGUAUCGAGCACUAGUUGGACGCCAGAUGAAGACUUUGGGAUACUCCUUAAAGCAUUAGAAGAUUAUGAAAGCACUGCCUCUGUGCGCCCAAACAAUUUCCCGCACAUUUUAUGCAUUAUAUCCGGCAAAGGACCACAGAAAGAAGAAUAUGAAUGCAUAAUUUCUAAACUUAAGUGGUCUAAAGUUUCAAUAAUAACACCUUGGUUGGACGUGGAAGACUACCCUCUCAUUUUAGCUUCUGCUGAUUUGGGGGUAUGUUUACACUAUAGCAGCAGUGGCUUAGACUUACCUAUGAAAGUUGUUGAUAUGUUCGGUUGCGGGCUGCCAGUUUGUGCUUAUAAUUUCAAUUGCCUUGGCGAAUUGGUAACCCACGGACAGAACGGAUUCAUUUUCGAUAAUCACAAAGACCUAGCCGACCAACUAAAAUUUUGGUUUGAAAACUUUCCUAGUAAUCCAAGUUUACUAGAAUCGAAAGAACGCUUUCGUAAAAAUUUGCACGAAUUCCAAGCAUUGCGUUGGCACGAAAACUGGAGAAAUAACGCCCUACCUAUAUUUAAUUCUUACACUUAAUGUAAUUUUUUAAUACCACACAUAAUAUAGUAAGUAUGUUAGUAUUUUGCUAUAUUAUUUAUUAAUGUAAUUAUUAUCAUUUUGUUUUUGUUUUACAUACGCUUUGUAAUUUUAAGAUUCGAUUUGUGAAAUAAAAAUAUUUUAAUACAUUGUA
Molecule: messenger RNA, 1614 nt
Organism: Bactrocera tryoni
Lineage: Eukaryota; Metazoa; Arthropoda; Insecta; Diptera; Tephritidae
Gene: Alg1
Product: chitobiosyldiphosphodolichol beta-mannosyltransferase
Exons: 4
Coding region: 108-1460 (450 amino acids)
Cellular component (GO): endoplasmic reticulum
Molecular function (GO): mannosyltransferase activity
Source: RefSeq, a predicted model, not a curated record